UCCCCUUCCUCUCCCUCUCUCUCUCUCUCUCUCUCAAGCCCAUCUUCAAAUCUAUAAUUUUUUCUCUCUCAAACCUUUCUUCUACGAUCUGAAUGAAGAGAUUCCAUCUAUUAUAAUUACCCUGAAUCAACCCAAUCUCCCCCACGCUCAGAUCAUCUCAUAUGAGUGGUGAAGAUCGCUGUUCGGAAAUGUCCGAGGACGACGAGGGUCCCUCGCCGUCAGAUCUCACCAACCGUAAUCGUAACGGCGAUUCCUGCUCACCCUUUCCAGAUCAAGUCCUUGAAAACGUUCUCGAGAGCGUCCUUUGUUUCUUGACCUCACGGCGUGACCGAAACGCCGCUUCUUUGGUCUGCAAGUCUUGGUACCGUGCGGAGGCGCUCACCAGAUCGGAGGUCUUCAUCGGAAACUGCUAUGCCAUUUCGCCUCGCCGUGUCACCGACCGGUUCAGGGGGGUCAACUCGGUGGUGAUUAAGGGGAAACCCCGGUUCGCUGAUUUUAGUCUUUUGCCGCCUGAUUGGGGUGCUCACUUCACACCUUGGGGCACUGCCAUGGCCGACGCUUAUCGUGCGCUUGAGAAAUUGUACCUUAAGCGUAUGUCUAUCACUUAUAAUGAUCUUGCACUGCUGGCUUGCUCGUUUCCGGUUUUCAAAGAACUGGUUUUGGUCUGCUGUGAUGGGUUUGGGACUAGUGGGCUCGCUGUGGUUGCCAGUCAGUGCAGGCAACUGCGAGUGCUUGAUCUGAUGGAGUCUGACGUUGCUGACGAUGAAGUGGACUGGAUUUCAUGUUUCCCAGAGAAUGAAACUUGUCUUCAAUCUCUGAUUUUCGAUUGUGUCGAUUGCCCUAUUAAUUUUGAGGCAUUGGAGCAAUUAGUGGCAAGAUCGCCUUCCUUGAGGAAACUUAGGUUGAACCAACACAUUUCACUUUGGCAGCUUCACCGUUUGAUGAGUCGAGCUCCACAGCUGACCCAUCUGGGUACGGGUUCAUUUAGCCCAUCGGAGGUUGUUUCUCAAAAUGACCAAGAACUUAACUAUGAUUCUGCUUUUGCUGCUUGCAAAUCACUAGUUUGUCUGUCUGGGUUCCGAGAAAUUGUACCAGAUUAUCUGCCCGCAAUAUAUCCAGUUUGUGAUAAUCUCACCUCUCUGAAUUUUAGCUACGCAAACAUCAAUGAUGAACAACUGAAAUCUGUCAUCCGCCACUGCCGUAAAUUGCAGAUCUUCUGGGUACUUGAUUCAAUAUGUGAUGAAGGGCUUCAAGCAGUGGCUGCUACAUGUAAGGAUCUUCGUGAGCUUCGGGUUUUCCCUAUUGAUGCUCGGGAGGAUAUUGAGGGCCCUGUUUCUGAAAUUGGUCUCCAAGCAAUUUCUGAGGGCUGUAGGAGACUGCAAUCUAUUUUGUAUUUCUGCCAGCGUAUGACGAAUGCAGCUGUGAUAGCCAUGUCGAAGAAUUGCCCUGAUCUUGUGGCGUUUCGUCUUUGCAUAAUGGGACGUCAUCGGCCUGACCACAUCACUGGUGAACCAAUGGACGAAGGUUUCGGAGCGAUUGUCAAGAACUGCAAAAAGCUUACUCGGCUUGCUGUAUCUGGCUUACUAACUGAUAAGGCUUUCGGUUAUAUUGGAGAGUAUGGGAAAUUGGUGAGGACUUUGUCGGUUGCUUUUGCUGGGGAUAGUGACAUGGGGUUGAAAUAUGUGCUUGAGGGAUGCCCUAGGUUGCAGAAGCUUGAGAUCAGAGAUAGCCCCUUUGGAGAUUUGGCUUUGUCAUCUGGUCUGCACCAUUACUACAACAUGAGAUUCCUCUGGAUGUCAUCUUGUAAAGUUACUCGCCGAGGUUGUGAGGUGAUUGCUCGACAAUUUCCCCGCCUGGUAGUCGAAGUGUUUAAUUCGGAGGAACAGGAAGGGAGGGAGACAGGUGAUUAUAUUGGCACAUUAUACAUGUACCGGUCUCUUGAAGGGCCGAGGGCUGAUGCACCGGAGUUUGUGCAUAUCUUGUGAUGAAUGGAAGAUGUUCAACUGUUCUAACUCUGGCUUCUAAGCAAUGUUUUAAGAAAGUGAACAUUGUGGGUAGGUCUUACUAGCCAUGGGACGGUCCUGCAUACUUUGUUGAUUGAAGAUGGUGUACCACUGUCUGUGUGCGACCUGAGCAAUUAAAAUGGUGUUCUACCACAAGCACUGUAUUUUAUUUGUUUCUUCCAGGUGGUUGAUAGAAGUGGAGUUGAUUUGGGAGAUGAGUUUCUCUCCAAAGGUGUUGGACCAUCCAAUGUUGUACCGGUACGCAUCUAAGUUUUAUUUUCUUUCUGCUUCAUAUUCAUUUCAUCAAAAAACAGUUUGGAGGUAGCUGUGGGAAGAGGAGGAGUUUGUUCUGAACCGGAGAUUGAUUGCACAUCUGUGAUACUCCACUGGAUCAAAUUUUUUUUCUUGAAGUGGAAAGUCUUGAAGAUUUGGAGAUUCAGAAAUGGGAAGUUCAUAUCGAGGGCAGAGGAUCGAGUUAUUCCUCUCUUUCCAUAGAAUUGAACCUGCCUAUUUUCAUUCAAAUGUUAGCUUUAAGACAACUUCCAAGUUGUAGCUGGUGAGAACUAAUUCUCAGAAUGAUACAUCACUCACUCUCUCCAUCUUUCUCUAGAAAUAUUUGUUUCUUUCAGAUGUGUUUGUUCUUAGCAGCUGACUGUUGAAUUUAUUAUUGUUAUUGUUAGAAAUGUGAGAUAGAUAAUAAAUGCCGAAUGUGCAUGGACCCAGAUGCUAGUGUUAUUGUGUCCUUGCUCCCUUUUUUUUUUUUUUUUAUCUGAACUUGGUAUGGUCAGCUUGAUAAUGAGGCCUAUUAAUGAUAUAUGGAAAG
Ilex paraguariensis (yerba mate) is the source of this 2826-nucleotide messenger RNA. NCBI's taxonomy places the organism in Eukaryota, Viridiplantae, Streptophyta, Magnoliopsida, Aquifoliales, Aquifoliaceae. The record is from the annotation of a GenBank genome assembly.